Messenger RNA from Cicer arietinum (chickpea), 1086 nucleotides. RefSeq names its product ethylene-responsive transcription factor SHINE 2. Lineage: Eukaryota; Viridiplantae; Streptophyta; Magnoliopsida; Fabales; Fabaceae. Gene Ontology annotation, molecular function: DNA binding; DNA-binding transcription factor activity. Gene Ontology annotation, biological process: regulation of DNA-templated transcription. The record is from RefSeq and is a predicted model, not a curated record.
AAACUUUUAUUGCAUAUGUACUGUUUGUUUUAAUUCCACUUUCCGCCCAAUCUCUUCACCGACAACCCAAUAUAAAUAAAUUUAGCAACAUCACCACCUCUUACUCACAUACUCACUCAUAUUCACAUUUCACAUUAUAUUAUAUUAUUAUUUAUACUUCAAAACUAUACCCUUAUUAAUUCCCAACAAAGGCAAAUAUGGUACAAACAAGGAAGUUCAGAGGAGUCAGGCAACGCCAGUGGGGCUCUUGGGUGUCAGAAAUUCGCCACCCUUUACUAAAAAGGAGGGUGUGGUUAGGAACAUUUGAGACAGCAGAGGCUGCAGCAAGAGCAUAUGAUCAAGCAGCUAUUUUGAUGAAUGGUCAAAGUGCAAAGACUAAUUUCCCUGUGUCAAAGAAUCAAGGUGGUGAAGUUGCUAUUGACACCACCCCUUGUGUUGGUGGUGAUAAGUCUUUCUUGUCUCCCAAGGCACUGUCAGAACUACUCAGCACAAAGCUAAGAAAGUAUUGUAAAGACCCUUCUCCAUCACUCACUUGUUUGAGGCUAGAUGCUGAUAAUUCUCACAUUGGUGUGUGGCAAAAAGGAGCUGGACCACAUUCUGGCUCUAAUUGGGUCAUGAGAGUUGAGCUUGGUGGGAAGAAACAGAUUAUAGAGUCAGAGAUAGAGUCACCACAACCACACAUUAUUGAUGAUGUUGUUAAUAAGGAUGCUAAUAAUGCUGAUAUUGAAAAUGGUGUAGUAGUUGAAGAAGAGGAAAGAGUUGCUUUGCAGAUGAUUGAAGAGCUACUUAAUUGGAACUAUCCAUGUGAUUCAACUUCAAGUAAUUCUCAACAGGAAGAAGAUAUUAACAUUACAUUUCCAUGUCAUGGUUCUUAAAUUUUUUUUUUAAAAUGUACCAAUUUCAUGCCAUUUUAUGCUAUAUUUUCCAUGUACUUUUGUGUCUUGUGUAAUAUAUAUAUAUAUAUAUAUAUAUAUUUAUAUGUGCUUUCAAAGUGGUGAUAAAUAGAUAAUGGCCACUUUGAUAGUUACUUAAUACAGUAUAUGCAAUAUAAUUGUGGUUGGGAAACAUGAGAAUUUGGAUCAAAUU